Molecule: messenger RNA, 6324 nt
Organism: Volvox carteri f. nagariensis
Lineage: Eukaryota; Viridiplantae; Chlorophyta; Chlorophyceae; Chlamydomonadales; Volvocaceae
Exons: 14
Coding region: 1-6324 (2107 amino acids)
Source: RefSeq, a predicted model, not a curated record
AUGCAUCGCAUGGCGAAGUUGCAAGGCCUCAGGCGCAUUGCGGUGUUCUGCACCAAGAUCACAUGUGCGCUCAUCUCAUCACGGUUGCGUAUUCCGUAUUCCAUCCGCGGCAUCUCAAGUACCAGGACCAGAACGGCGAGGGAAGACUGCACCACCAUUACUUUGCAGGCGAUGCCGUCGCUGCGGCGGUCCCUGGUCUGGUUUUGUCGCUGCUGGCCGUGGGGGUUUUACCCCGUGUGGCUCUUCGGCACACUUGCCGGGGCCCUCUCGGUCCUUGUGGGGAGCCCCUUCAAGCGGGGUGAUACAGGACCGGAUGGGUUUUCUGCGCCCCCUUUGGACUCCAGAUCAGACCUCGACGUUCUUACUCGCACCUGGAGGCUCCACGACAACAGCCACAACAGCGACAAGCGCCAUAACCGCUAUAACCGCCACCAACUCGGCAAGCAUUGCCAAAAGAACGGUGAUUUUCGAUUGGAGGCCACGAGGCCGCGCAAGCAACAGCAACAUGCGGACGAGAGUGACAGCAUAAAUGACGGAGGAUAUGGCAGCAGAAGAGAAGGUGAAAGUACGUCAGAUAAUCUCAGCAGCGGCUCCUGUAGUACGGCCUCGUACGGCACAUCCUCCUGGGACGAGGACCGGAAACUACGGAAAGGGGACAAAGGCGCCCAGGAGCACAGCGGUCGGUCUAGAUUAGAUUCCAAGCCUAGACCCGGAUCCAGAUCCAAAUCUAGAUCCAGAUCUAGAUCUAAAUCCAGACCCAGAUCGUCCAGCCGGCACGGGAGACAGCAGAAGCCGUCUCGCCCGCCGCCGCCGCCGCCGCCGCCGCCCGACCUGCCCUUCUCCGUCAACGCGGUUCCAAGUCUCGCAUUACGCAGCUGGCUGCUCAGGCGCUUCACCUACCUCUUCUCCAGCUGUGUGAACUGGUACAUGACGCCGCCGCCGCUGCCGCCGCCGGCACCACCACAUCGCGCCGCCGCCACCACUGAGUCCAAAUCCGGUUCCAAAUACAGAUCUGCUGUGAUUGCGUCGUCAAACAGUAGUAGUACCGCCGCUGCUGGCGGCGGCUGGUGGCCGUCCGCGAGGGUUCCACUGGGGGCGGCGGCGGGGCCGCCGCCGCCGCCCGACGGCGCGCUUCAGCGUCGGGGCGUAUCGUGGACGUACGCAUCCCUGGCCGCCACUGCGGCGCGGGGAGAGCUGGCCAGCAGCCAUCCUGUGGCAGCCGUACUGGAUUGUGUACGGCUGACGGCGCUGCAGUCAGUGGAGGCCGUCCGACUUGCGGCCAGGCAGCGGCCGCCACCGGCGCCGGGCCAGGGCCAGACGGUGACGGAGGCGGAGGUGAAGAUAGCAGCUCGAUCUGUGGAUGGAGUAGAAGAAGACGAGAAGUUGAGGAGUUGGAUGCAGAGGGAGGUGGCUCGGGUGGUGGAGCUGUCGCGGCGGCUUUUGGGCGCAGCGGCUGCCGUACGGCCGGCCAUGGAUGCGGCUGGCCGGCUGGCGGCGAGGAUGGAGGCGGCGGCGCUGCUGUCCGCUCCAUUGGGGACGGGGGUUGGGGCGCCGUACAGCUGGCGACGGCGGGCCAGGUACGGCAAUACUGAUCGAAUCGUUGUCCGCGGUGCCGCCGCCCUAGGGGCCCUAUCCUGCCUGGCACAGGCGGGCUAUCUGGACGCCGCAACCCUGCCGUACAAGCUGUACGACCCCGGCGACGGGAGUUCAACAACGGCAGGCCGUGGCGGCGGCGGCUGCGGUGGGGAGAAUUUCUUGGCGUUUGGUGGUACUCGGCUGGGGUUUUUUACCUCGUUACAGCGAUUGAUGACAUCAGCAUGUACGGCACUGGUUCCCGGGGUGACGGCGGAGGCGCCGUCGGAGCGUCAGCGGGGUCCGUCAGCGGGAGACGCCGGCGAACUCGCCGCUGCCGCCGCCGCCGCGGCGUCCAAAUGUACUGCCGAUCAACAUCGCCCCCGCUGCUUCAUCGGCGCCGGCCACCCAGAUCCGCCGGUACGGCAGGGUACGGCAAUUCAUAUCCCGAUGAUGGGUUACGGUGUCGCUGAUGGUGAUGUUAAUGGAGGGGAGCUGGACGGCGUGGAAUGCUUGGGCGGCGUAGAAGUAGCCUCCUUGAUUGAGCUCCUGGCGCAGAGUGCCGUACGUGAUGACGUAGCGGGAGCGGCGGAUGACGCCAGCGGAAGCGGUGGCGGCGGCGGAGAAGGUGAAGCUGGUCGAUGGACUCGGCGACUGGCGCGAUUAGAGGAGCUGACGGCACUGGCGGAGGCGGAGUUCCAACAGGCAGCGGCCGGCAAACCGACGGUGGCGGCGGCAGAGCUGGCGUCACCGCCGCCGCCAGCGGCAGCGGCGGGGGCGGCGGCACCUCUGGGCCCAGCUGCAGCAACUGACCCGCCGGGCCAUGGCGGUGCUCCGUUAGCUUCUGGGGCUGCGGCGGCAGCAACGGCAACUGUACGACAAGACCCGCUGCGCCAGCAUCGUGACUCAGCAGCGGCAGAACAGCAGUGGCCCCCAAGGCGGGACACUGAGAAGCAGAAGCAAGUACAUGUAGCCGCCGUGCUGCAGCAGGCACAGAACGCCGCCAUCGAGUGGCUGGCGCCGCGCGCUGCCGUACAUUUCGCCUCCGGCGAUGAUGAGGCACGUGAGGCAGUACGGGAGGUCCUGGAGCUGGCGGGCCAGCUCUUUGGCGGGACGGCGGCGGCGGAGGGUGACGUGUGGGCAGCCCGCGGCGCGGCCCAUCGGCUAACGCAACUGCUGGGUUGCUGCUACUGCCGUACAAUUCGUGCCGGCACGCUGGCGGCGCCGCCGCUGGGUAGUUGCGGAGUGGCGCUGCCGGCGGCGUUUUUGGUGCUUGAAGGACUUCUAGCGGCUGGGGCCUUUCCGAUGGGGGACCAGCGGUGUGGCAGUGGCGGCGGUACGGCGGGCGGGGUGGCGGAGGCGAGGAGGUGGACGCGCGGCAAUCGGAGGCGUUUGUGGGGCGCGGUGCUGGUGUUACUGCGGCGGAUGCGCUUCCUGGUGCAAUGUGUCGUACAGCGGCGGCGGCAUCAGGAUGAGGAGGUGGCGGCGGUGCGGAGCGCCAGGCAACGGCAGCAGGGAUCGGGUACGGCUGAAAAGGCAGCGGCGGAAGCAGUGAUCGAUGGAGCAGCUGUCGCCGCAGACGGCACCGGCGACGGCGCAGACGUGACGGUGCGUGACGGCGACGACGCGGUGGCGGAGAUGGCGGCGGUUAUGUCGUACGGCAGCGAUGACGUAGUGCAGGACAAGGGUCCCCUUCCCCUCCCCCAUGGCGUGGAACCCUCCGGGGAUGUAGUGGUGGAUGGGCGGGAAAGUUCCGGCGACCGCGCCGCUCCGAAACCUGGUAAUGGGAGUGAAGGGACGGAGCCCAAAGCAGGGUGUCUGCCGCCGCCGCCGCCGCCGCCGCCACAGCGGCAGGAGCAGGCUAGAAAGAGGAAGCGCAAGGAAAGGGUUGGCGGCAAGCUGGAGGUUGAGCUGGAGGAGGCAGCAGACAAGAAAGGUGCAGAGCAUAAACCGGGAAGGGAGGAUGAGGAUGAGGAAGAGAAGGAGCCGGCGGGCGAGGUGUUGGCGGCGGCGGCGGUGGCGGCAGAACAGGAAGGAGGUACAGCGCCAAGGUGGCAGCCGCAACAGCACGACCACCCGCAGCAGCACGAGCACGAGCACGAGCAGCAGAGGAGUCGGAAACGAAGCAAGGUAUGGGUGGCAGCGGCGGCGGCGGCGGCGGAGGAGGAGGAGAAGAAGGAGCCGGUCCAAAACGAUGCGGAGCUGGGUGGGGCCGCGAAAACCAAGAUGCAGAUCAUCUUGCGCCGCCGCCGCAGCAGUAGCAGCAACACCAACGGCCAAGAUCAUGACCAUGACGAACAGCUCCAGAACCAACAGCUCCAGAACCAACAGCACCAGAACCAACAGCACCAGAACCAACAGCUCCAGAACCAACAACCGCAAGAAGGCGGAGGUAGAGCUCCUCCUCCUCCUGCAGCUGCUCCUGCUGCUGCGGCGGCGGCUAUCAUCCCCCCUUGGGCCGCUGUUGAUAAGUCGGUAGGUAAAUUGAACUUGGAGUUGGCGCUGGAGGGCAGGAAGCUGCUACGAGAUGUGGUCUUUCCGACGACGUGGACUGAUCUGUUCGGGCACGACAUUGCCGAAGCGGCGUGGCGGUUGGCGUGGCGGUUGGCGCGGGUUAAGGGCGGCGCUGGUGCGGCAAGGCUUCCUCACCGCCGGCAUGGAGGGCUGUCUCGGGAGCGGCCGGAUGUGAGGUUGGAGGCGGAGAAAAAAAAGGAGGGGGGAAAAGAGGAAGAAGAGCAGGAAGUGCAGCAGCAGGGGGAGGAAGAGCAGGAACCUGGGGGCUGCGACAACUCGGGAAAUUGCAGAGAGGACGCUUCUGGGCCGGUGGUGAUUCCGGCCUGCCUCAUGGUGGACAUGCCGGGGGCCGCCGCGACCGGUGACGCGGCCCUGGGCCGUGGCACGAAACACACCGGGCUGCAAGGGGGGGGAGUCCGCAGGGGGAGACGUGCUCGGGGAGCUGCACCCUCCCUGGAGGAGCUGGAAAGGGCGGUGACCGCUCUAGACGCGGAGGAGCAGCAGCAGCAGCAGGAGGAAGAGGAGGAACGACAACAACAACAACAACGACAACAGCACGACGGAGCCCAGGAAGCUCGUGUGCGGCGGGGUGGCAUACCACUGCCGCCAGCGGCAACAGCUGUAGCAGCAGUAGCAGCUGCUCGUCCUGCUGGUACGGCGGCGGUAACGGCCGCGUCGACGUUGCAGUCUGAGAAGGAUGAGGUCGCGCAAACGGUAAUCCAAGUUCACAGCCGGCUGACACAUGGCGUAAAGCUGCUGCCGCCGCAGACGCAACAGACAAAUCAGGCGCAACUACCAGCAGCAGCAGCAGAAUCAGCAGCAGCAGCACUACCAGCAGCACUACCAGCAGCACCACCAGCAGCACCACCAGCAGCACCACCAGCAGAACUACCACCAGCAGCAGCAGCAACAGCAACGCAGCCGGAGCUGAAGACGGAGCCAUCUGCUGUGGCGGCGGCGGCAGAGGAGGAAAAGCUGCUGCCGUUGGUGAAGCAGUCGCCACCGCCACUCGAGCAACAUCCGCAGCAACAGCAGCCUCAGGCCAGCCAGCGUAAACCUGUAAAACGGUUGCCCAAGCACACACAGCAAGAGCCACAACCGUCACAACCGCUACAGCCACAGCAGCCGCAGCUGAAGGGGAGGGGGCAGGUGAAGCAGCGGCAGGGGAUGGAACUGGGGGUGAGGACUAAGUCGUCCCUUCCUCCGUCAGGGGGGCAGCGGUCUAAGCAACCAAAACAGGUGAAAGAGCAAACAGGUCAACAGCGGCCACGGACUCAGGAACAAGGGAUCCAGCAACAGCAGCAGCAGCAGCAACUGCAGCACAACCGACAAGAGGAGCGGGAUGCGGAAAAGCAACAGCCGCUGGUGGUGACGCCGCGUGAUGAAGGUGAGGUGGCAGCAGCAUCCGUAGCAGCAACGGCACCGUGCACAAACAGAAACGGCAGCGGCGGCAGUAACGGCGGUGGCGGCAAAGCGCUGAAGGAGAGCCACUCUGGGGGCCGGAAGCUACAGCUCCAGCAGAAGCAGCAGCAGAAGCAGCUACAGCCGCGGGGCUCAAGUAUGAGCAUUCGCAUCAAGCUGGACGAGUCCCUGCUGCUGCUUGUCCCAAGCGAGUUGAGGCCGCCUCUAACCGAGCUGAGUCCGGAUUCAGCUGACGGCGGCGGCGGCGGUGCUCCUGCUGCUGCCGAGGCCACUGGCGGGGCCGAUGUGCAUGACGUCGACAUGAUUCCCGAAACCGAUUUAGAGGAAGAGGAGUGUGGGGAGGGUGAGGGAGGCGGUGGUGACGGCGAUGGUGGUAGCUUUGUUGUUGCCGGUGGCGGCGGUGGCGGCGGUGGCGGCAGUGGGGGUUACGGCACGCAGUGCAGUGCUCCGCAAGAGCGGCGGAACAACUGCCAAGAGGUGGUUGUAUGGCAUCGGUCUCGAAACCGCGGUGCGUCAGCGACAGACCUGCCUGCCGUGCAAGCAACGCCCCCCGUGGGUCCGAGACCUCCGGGCGAUACAGGACAUGCCGCGCCCCCCUUGGCACUGGUCCCAGAUCCGAACCAGGCGACGGCGACGGCGGGGCAGGGGCAGGGGCAGAGGCCGGGCGAUAAAGGCCAAGGCCACCAGCACACCGAGUCCCACACGGAAUCUCGGAAGAGCGGCAGCCCGGAGGGCAAUGACGACAAUUGCGGCGGUGGCAAGGGCGGCGGCGGCGGCGGCGGCGGCGGCAAGGGACGAGCUGACACAAACCCUUAG